Molecule: messenger RNA, 309 nt
Organism: Setaria italica (foxtail millet)
Lineage: Eukaryota; Viridiplantae; Streptophyta; Magnoliopsida; Poales; Poaceae
Exons: 1
Coding region: 1-309 (102 amino acids)
Source: RefSeq, a predicted model, not a curated record
AUGAAGGCCACCUUCCAGAUAAGUGACCUGAGGCCUCUCUCUUUCUACCUGAGGAUCGAGGUGCACCAGGACGGCUCCGGCAUCACAUUUCGACAGACCGCCUACGCCAAGCGUGUCGUUGAGCGAGGUGGGCUCACCGACUGCAACCCAGCUCUCAUUUCGACGAAGGACAGGCUGAAGUUGAGUCGUGACAGCACGGCUGAGGUGGAUGCUACACAGUACUGGCGGCUUGUGGGGAGCCUUCGCUACCUCGCCCACAUACGGCCGGACUUGGCGUUCUCUGUCGGCUACGUCAGUCGGUUCAUGUAG